CACUUAUUAUUAUUGUGUCUCCAUGUUUAAUAUGAUGUAUAUUAUUUUUUCUUAUUAUUUCUCAUUAAGAUUGAAAAUUAAGACUAUAUAUAGAGUCUGCCAGGAAAAGGAAAAACAGGAAAACAUAAGAAAUUGGGUCAGUUACUGAGCGCUGGCAGAAAUUUACAGCUCCUCCGGAUAGGUGACAGAUCUCUCAGCCGACUAGUUAAUUAAGCUGGAUGUAGGAGGACUCCUCGAGCACAGUUAACCUGUCAACAGCAGCGUGAUGAGGAGCACAAACAAAGGGAGCCUCUCAAUUAGAAGAGCAGCACACCGAAUGUAAACAACUUUGUUGUUAGUCCCCACACUUGCUGUCCACACACACACACACACACAAAUGUCCAAAAACACUGCAGGAUAUGGUAUCACAGACUCGUUCUUCUGAAGACGCUGGGCUGAAGACAGGGAUUCAGAAGAAACAUUGAAUAAUUGCUCAUUUUUAGAAACCGUUAGGAAUGAAAAUGGUUUGGAAAAACACUGACCAGGAUAUUUUUUCCAAAUAAAUGUCAGAUGAUCCAGAUUUUUGUAACAUGACUGAUUCGGAUAUUGUUCUUUCCACAUUUUUUUCAAGAGUUUAUUACGUAAAACAACUCGUUCCUAAACGCGUGAAUCCAUAAAUGGUCCGGUGGUGGCGCUAUCAUCGCGACAUUCUGUUUAUAAAUAAGAGUCAUGCGAGUUCUGAUAGGUGGAAAGAUUGUUGAAAAUUCCCAGCACUGCUCAGGGAUUGGCUACUAUUUCAGUAAUCCAAAAUGGCCGCCUGCAGCCGUUAUCGAACGUCUCGCGCUAACGAGUAAUUAACGAGCUGUUUUGAGGUUCUUCCGCGGUUCGUUUGUUUCAGUCGAUGCGGUGACCUUCUCUGGCAUUUCCAGCCUUUCUCUGUGUGGCAGCGCCAACCUGAAACACAAACAGCAUCCAGGGCACAGCUGGCACCGCUUUGAGCAGAGUUCAGAGGGCCCUCCUCCACUAAAUUUGCAGCAGGAGAGCAAAGAGCCCACACAGGAUCACCCCUCUACGACUGAUGAACUGGACACGCCCACCUCCAUCGCCUCGGUGAUGACCUCCACCAACGAGAGCUCCACAGAGACGGACACGCCGCAGCAGACGGACACCGAGGAGUCAAAAACUGUAGAACAAGAAGGUGAACAGACCCUGGUUGAGACUCCAGAAUCCCCAGAGACACCACUUCAAACUUUGGAGACCUCCGAUGCACCGGAACUCACGUCGACUCCAGUGGUUAAAGACAAAACUCCCGUUGAUCAGCCUGUUCCAGAAACAAACCCAGAGUCCAAUGAGUCUGUCUCACCAACUACCACCACCACCACCAGCAGCAGCAGCAGCACUACAGCGCCACCACAGCCUCAGGUGGCACUGCAGCCUGGGGAACCUCAGCCAGUGAAUCCUGACAUCAGCCAGAGCAGAGGGUACGCCCUGCCUGACACUUACAGAGGUGAACUAUGCGCUGGAUAUGGAACCUUGUCCCGAGCCACCCUCCAAAACUACUGGCCUGGAAAAAACUUCCAGCCUGGGGCUCACUACACCUUACCUUUCCUCAGAGACAGCUACGCCCCUGCAGGACACGGCAGUCAGAGUGAGGAGGAUGGAACCAGCGACAGGAGAGAAACUCCCCUGGACGUGAAGACUGACCACUCCACUGCCAGCUACCCAACGCUGGCAGGGAUCCACCAGUUCAGGCCGUUCACCACCAUGGAGCUCCUCAGAGAGCCCUCCAGAACCAGAGGCGGCUACGAUGACGCCUUUAUGGCGCAGCUGGAGAACAACCUGAACCCUUACUUCCAGGCCAUGUGCCGAGCUCAGACCCUGCAGUUCCCUCACAAACGCAGCAGCAUGGUCAGCCUGGACAGCAUCCGCAGAGACCCGCGCUGGAGGGACCCCAACCUGCACGAGGUCAUCUCCAUGCUGAGUCACCCCAUGGACCCGGUUAAGUCCAACGCAGCUGCCUACCUGCAGCAUCUUUGUUACGAGAACGAUCGCAUCAAACAGGAGGUUCGCCAGCUGAGUGGAGUCCCCAUCCUGGUGGAACUACUGGACCAUCCUAAACCUGAGGUCCACCGCAAGGCCUGUGGGGCUUUACGCAACAUAUCCUUUGGGAAAGACCACAAUAACAAGAUGGCCAUCAAGAACUGCGAUGGCAUUCAAGCUUUGGUCCGACUCUUGAGGAAGUCUAGCAGCAUGGAAGUCAAAGAACUGGUCACAGGCACUCUGUGGAACCUCUCCUCACACGAGCCACUGAAGAUGACAGUCAUCAACCACGGGCUUCAAACCCUGACAGAUGAAAUCAUCAUCCCGCACUCGGGCUGGAGGAGGGACACCGUGGAUCCGGCGAAAAUGCAGAGUGCAGAGUGGACCACGGUUUUUAAAAACACCUCUGGAUGUCUGAGGAACGUCAGCUCGGACGGAGCAGAGGCUCGACAGAGGUUGAGGGACUGUCAGGGGCUGGUGGAUGCACUGAUUCACGCUCUGCAGUCGGCUAUUGUCCACAAGGAUACUGAUAACAAGUCAGUGGAGAACUGCGUCUGCAUUCUGCGAAACCUGUCCUACCACGUCCACAAAGAGAUUCCAGGAGCCGAGAGAUUUCAGGAGCCACACUGCAGCCACCUGAUGAGGUCCGUGGGACAACAGAAGAAGAAGAACGAACCCGACUGUUGUGUUGGGAAAAGGCCCAAAGAGGAGUGGUUCAACCAAGGUUGGAAAAAUGGAUUUAUGGACAGAAAGUACGGUACUUUGGAUUUACCAAAACGUACAGAACAAAUGAAAGGCUUGGAGCUGCUGUACCAGCCGGAGGUGGUGAGGCUCUACCUCUCCCUUCUCACCUGCAGUCACAACCACAACACUCUGGAAGCGGCUGCGGGAGCGCUGCAGAACCUUGCUGCAGGACAGUGGGCUUGGUCGAGCUACAUCCGCGCUACAGUGAGGAAAGAAAAAGGGCUCCCCCUUCUGGUGGAGCUCCUGCGCUCAGACGUGGACAAAGUGGUGCGAGCCGUGGCUAUUGCUCUUCGUAACCUGGCCAUGGACCGACGGAAUAAAGACUUGAUAGGGGGUUACGCUCUGAGGGACCUGGUCAACAACCUGCCGUGUGGACAGCAGCACCCGGCAAAGAAUCUAGAGGGCGAUACUGUGGUGUCCAUAUUGAACACCAUCCAUGAGAUCAUCACAGACAACCCUGAGAACGCCAGAGCCGUCAUACAGGGUCACGCCGUCCAGAAACUGGUGGCCAUCAACAGGUCCAGCCAAUCAGCACGGGAGAGCAAGGCAGCUUCACAUGUACUCCAGACCAUAUGGGCCUACAAAGACCUGAGGAACACCUUGAUCAAAGCAGGUUGGACCAAGAGCCACUUCAAGCCACCGACUACAGGAACAACUAAAAAGUCCAAGAGUGCAAAGCAAGGAGGCGAUGACAUCACCUUACCUCUAAUGGACAAAAACCAAGAUGUGUACGCCAGCCUAGAGCCAAGUGAUAGGGUCGGAGAUGGAAAAGGGCCGGUGGUGGAAAGAGACGCUCUGCAGGUAAAUGAUGCUGUGAGUGAAAGAAAACACUUCAUUAGAGCUGGCAGGCCUGCAGUGGGCCUCAUGGAUAACAAACCUCCACCACUGGACUCCUGGGUGUGAACAUGACCACAGCGCCGCAGCAGACAGUUCCAACCUGGAAGAGACUCAUUCUCACGGUGAACCACAGAUUUAUGACAUUUAAUCAUUCUUGUGCAGACAGAGAAAAAAAAAAAGAAGAAAAUUCAGUCAAAAACAGUUUCUCUUUGUUGUAGUGCCAACGUAGGGUGGAGAUCAUGGAGCGGGAGAUUAGUUUGAGUUCCUUAUUUUGGGAUUUCAAUUGUGAAUGAUGACAUAUGAUUUCUGAAGAAAAAAAAAAUCGAAAUAUGCAAAUGGUGAAAUGAGAGUCCAAAGAAUAUAUGACGUGUACAGUAUAAGUUUUACAGCUACUCGAUUACGUGACCAUUUAUGAUACUACUAGUAUAAAGACCUUAACAGACAUGUGGUUUGAGUUUGGUCUGUUUACCUAACCUGAGGAAAUCACCAUCCGUAGGCAGUUUUGAAGGUUUUCAGACUUAGAUUAACGCUCCGGAGGAAACCCAUAUUAAAUACUUUCAUAUAUUUUUGUUGGUGUUUGAGGUCAACAUGAAGUGACUCUGGUCAAUUUUGUCGUCAAACGCACUCAAAUGAUUUGGAUUUCAUUUUGUACCUAACGACAAUAUUAUCAGAUUUGACUGUGCAACAGCUAAUAUUCUCUAUUACCUGUAUUUCAUUGAACGGUGGAACAAGAUUGUAAAUGUGUAACUAAGGACUGUUAAUAAUCCAAACGAGGGCAUUUAUAUUGUAAUAUUUAUUAUUGUAAUACCCAUGUUAUUAAUUUAAAGUUAUUGAUGUGUAUUCCCUAAUACCAGUAACUAAUCCUAUAUUCAGUACAACUCUGCUUUGCAGUGGUCCUUUUGCAUUGCAAUGUAGAAUGAAAAAUAAAAUGAUCUGCAUUAUUUCUCAUUUCCUGUUGAAACACUAUUAUGUUCCAUAGACUGUUUGUCGUUUUUAAGUGACAUCUCAUGAGUCAAAAUGUUGCUUUAAAAACAAAGAGGUCAUGUCUAGCCUAGCCUAGCCUAGCCAUAGCUAACAUAGCAUGUUAGAGGUCCCUUCUUCAGCAGAGAUAUUUACUGACCACCAGGAAAACAAAUGUGCUCAACAUAAAAUAAACUGUACAUGGAACUAGUUACAGAAAAAUUGGCUAAACUAGCCUAGCCUUGCCCAGCCAAGCAGAGGUUAGCCUAGCUUACCAACUGCAACUGUUAUGAGGUAUAAAAAGGUUUUGUUAUAGUUUAUGUAGUUUUUUUCUGCAAAACUAAAAGUUGCAGAAAAUUUUGAGUUUUUGGCCUAAAAAUCUAA
Cynoglossus semilaevis (tongue sole) is the source of this 4944-nucleotide messenger RNA. RefSeq names its product armadillo repeat protein deleted in velo-cardio-facial syndrome homolog. Gene Ontology annotation, biological process: cell-cell adhesion. The coding region runs from base 1093 to 3666 and encodes 857 amino acids. Gene Ontology annotation, molecular function: protein binding. The transcript is spliced from 17 exons. The record is from RefSeq and is a predicted model, not a curated record. Gene Ontology annotation, cellular component: adherens junction; cytoplasm; nucleus. Lineage: Eukaryota; Metazoa; Chordata; Actinopteri; Pleuronectiformes; Cynoglossidae.